Molecule: messenger RNA, 2299 nt
Organism: Prorocentrum cordatum
Lineage: Eukaryota; Dinophyceae; Prorocentrales; Prorocentraceae
Source: the annotation of a GenBank genome assembly
GCCCCGGGCGCACCCCGCCUUCCGCGUGGCCUUCGCCAGCGACAGGGAGGCGGGCCUGGCCGCCGCCCAGAGGCCCACCGGCGCGGCGGCGCCCGCGGGCGACAGCGACGCCGGCGGCGGCGUGACCGCGGAGGGCGGCGGGCUGGUGCUGGAGGUGGUGGGCCUCUCGGCGCAGGACGCCGCUGCGCUCUACGCGCUGCAGUGCCGCGCCGCCCCCGACCCCGCCUCGGCGGCCGAGGCGCCCGCGAGCGCGGCUGCGGCAAGGGAGGCCGCGAAGAGGAAGCCAGGCGCCAAAGCGGAUGCCGCCAAGUCUCGGUCGCAGGGCGCCGCCCCGCGCGGCGGCCGCGCCAGCGCGGAGGCGGCAGCGGCGGCGUCCGCCGAGGGCGAAGGGGACGGCUGGCAGAGCGCCGAGGUGUGGCCAGUCCAGGACGGGGAUGAGCGCUCGUUCCUGGCCGGCUGGCUGCCCCGCUGCCCCGUCGGCACCCGUGUGAUCUGCCGACUCGCGCACAGGCACUUGACCGACUGCGCGAAAUGGGCCGCGCUCGUGCGCCGCGACACUGCUGGCUGGCUCGGCCAGGCCUGCGUGGCCGUAGCAGUGGGGCUCCCUGCUCCAAGCGCGGUGCAGUGUCGCGGGGAGGUACCCAAGGCUGAAGGCGCUGGGCUGCGUCUGCGCGUGGACUGGUCGGUGCCGGAGGCGUGCUCGAAGCUGCUGGCGGGCUCGACGUUGCUGUGGCAGUACAGGACCCGCCAGCUGCUGGAGGACGGCUCGGCCAAGGCCUGGGAGACGAGCCCCGUUCUGGAGUGGCCGCAGGCGGAGGAAGGAACUGGCGGGUCCAGCCCGCUCCCAGGUGACUGGCUGGCGCGCGACGGCCAGAGGGUCUGGGCUACGUGCUGCGUGCGCUACGCCGACGGCAGCUUCGGAGAGUGGAGCCCGUGGAGUCCCGAGAGCAGGCGCGCCUCGCUGAACCUGCUGCCCCCGAGGCCCCCCGGCGGCCCGGCGGCAGGGCUGCGCGCGGACAUGGCGCUCGGGGAGCCCACGCGCGCCCGGCUGGAGUGGCAGCCCUUCUCUGGGGCGGACCCGAACAUCGGGCUCCUGGAGUACCGCGCCCUGUUGCGGGAGGCCGGUGAGAACGAGGCCUCGCCGUGCGCGGCGGCUCGCGAGGCCUGGAGCGAGGUUGGCUGGCUGCAGGCCGAGAGCUCGACCUGCGACCCCCUCUCCUGCGACCUGUCCUCGCUCCACCCCGGCCGGCGAUACGCCGCGCAGGUGGAGGCGCGGCAUUGCGGUGGGGGAGAAUCCUGGUCUGAGCCCCUGGCGUGCUUCUUCCGGCCGCCCACGUCGUACGCGGGCUGCGCGCGCAUGCCGCCCCCGACCACGCUCACGGCCGCGGCGGGCACGGAGGGCGUGGGCGACGCGGGCUCGGAGGCCGAGCGGGCGCUGCUGGUGCAAGCCCCGGGCGGGCUCGCGGGCUCCGCGGGCGCAGACCUCCGGCUGGAGUGGCGGCGGUGUGGCCCCGGUGACGAGGGCACCUGGGCGCCCCUCGAGCGGGAGCCCGCCCACCCCGAGGCCCGGGCGGGCCCCGAGGAGGACUCGGCGGCCGUGGUGGCGGCGCGGCUCCCGGAGGCCGGCCACGGCGGCGCCGUGGCGCGCUGCAGGGCGGGCGCGGCGGUGAGCUCCAUGGCCUGGCUGCCGCCGCGCUUCCCGCCGCCCGCCGCGCCCCGCGCGGUGCUCGUGGCGACCGACCACCGUCUGGAGGUCCAGGUCGCCUGCGCGCUGCCCGGCCGCCCCGGCGACCGCCUAGGCGGCCGCGCGCAGCUGCGCGCCGAGCGCUGCGGCGAGGGUGGCGGCGGGUGCGUCGAGGCGGUCGCGCUGCCGCCCGUCGCGCUGGACCUCAGCGACCCGCAGCGCCCAGACUUCAAGAGCGUGCUGUCGCAGGGGACGCUGAAGCUCCAAGGCACCUACGCCUUCCGCGCGCGCGUCCGCGACGGCGGCGCCUUCUCGCCCUGGUCGGAGGCCUCGCGCCCCGUCUGCCUCGUCGCCGCCGCGCCCCGCGCCCGCAGCGGGGCCGCGCUGGUGGUCCGAGCGGCGCUCGCCCGCGCCACGGGCGCCGAGCUCACCUGGGACGCCUUCCUGCUCCACGAGGGGCUGCACGCCGUGGACUACUGCGUCAGCGCCGCCCCCGCCGAGCGGCCAGAGGAUCGGGUGGACGAACAGACGGUCCAGUCGGCCAGCGGCGGCCAGUGCCACGCCUGCUUCGGCCACCUCGUGCCGGACUCGAUACCGAGUAUGUGUUCGCUGUGA